AUCAGAAUCUGGACACUGAAGCAGCAGCUCGUCUAUAUGAAGAGAGCAAGACACUCUAGAGGAAAUUCUGUCAUUCCAGACAGUAACACACAGUGCAAUUAAUUCAGAAUUAUUUAUCAUGUUUUAUCCAGAAUCAUGCUAUAAAAGUGCAAAAUGGACAAUGUUCUGACAGGAACUUUGAAGGCGAGGUGAUGAAGGCUCUUUGGGCAUUCAGGUGUACGUGAACUGCGAGAACAGCUCAGGGGCUUGUGUCCACCGAGAGCGGUUCGAUUUCAACGCAGAGCCCCCUUGGGAUCCUAGCUGAUAGCUGGAGAGGUCGACCUCUGACCUGUCCCUGUAGGUUCACAUUGCUGUACCCUCACUUCUGGUGUGUUACUUGAAUAUCGCUAGGACCCAAGAGCUCUGAGUGUUCUCAUAAAUAGGUGACCUGUUUUAUGCCAGUCAGAUUACGGAUGAGUAUGAAGGGAACGCCGGAUGAUCCGUACUUUUCUGUUGAGCUGCUGGAAGGAAACGCAGCUCUCCGAGAUGUGAUCGAUAAACACAUCCACGAUCAAACUCUUGCACUGAAGAGUGCAUUUUUGGUUGCCGACUUAGGGGUGAUUGUGCGGCAGCAAGUUCGCUGGAGAACUAAAAUGGACCAGAUUCGGCCGUUCUACACAAUCAGGAGCAACAGCAGCCCUGUGGUCGUAGAAAUCCUGGCGGCUCUCGGCACGGGCUUCGUUUGUUCAAACAAACAUGAGCUGGACUUGGUGAAAGACUUUGGCGUCCCGUCUCAGGACAUCAUUCUCGGCGGCACGUGCAAACAGCUCUCCCAUAUCAAAUACGCAGCCAAACACAACAUCCCCCUCCUGGUUUGUGAUAACGAGGUGGAGCUGAGGAAGAUUGCACGAUGCCAUCCCAAAGCAAAGGUGUUGCUGCUGUUGACAUCGGAGAGGUGCUGCGAUCGAGAGGAGACGGCCCUACCGUUCGGCUCCACACUAAAGGACUGCAGACAUCUGCUGGAGCGUGCCAGAGAGCUCAGCUUGCACGUUACAGGAGUCAAAUUCAACAUUCCCAGUUGUUGUCAGGAUGCACAAGCGUUCUCUCGUGCGGUUUCUGACGCCCGCUGUGUCUUUGAUAUGGCGGAGGAGCUGGGCUUUGAGAUGAGUGUUCUGGACGUCGGAGGUGGCUUUGAUGGAAGUGAGGCGCAGUUAGACGAGGUCAACCAGAUGCUGAAGCCCAUGCUGGACAUGUAUUUCCCUCUUUCGACCGGAUUGACCAUCAUCGCUGAACCCGGAGCUUAUUAUGUGUCUUCUGCCUUCACGCUGGCCGUGAAUAUAAUCGCCAAGAAAACAGUGGCUCGUGAUUUCAGUGGUCAACCACACAAUGCACUGUCUGCAAACGAUGAGCCUGAGUUUCUCUACUACAUGAACGAUGGGGUUUAUGGGUCUUUUUCCAGUAAGCUACUGUGUGAAGAUUCAAUACCAAUGCCUUUGGCACACAAGGAGGUGAGCGCAGAAGAGCCGCUGUUCUCCAGCAGUCUGUGGGGUCCGUCUGAUGAUGAUCUGGAUCAGGUCCUGGAGCGAUGUCUGCUGCCGGAGCUCAGUGUCGGAGACUGGCUGCUCUUCAGCAACGCCGGGGCCACAUUCAGUAACGGAGAGGAACACAACCCACCCGUCUUCUACAGCAUCACUGAAUCCGACUGGCAAGAGCUUCAUAAUUGUGGAAUCACGUUGGACGUGAGGAUGAAGAAUUUCUCUCUGGUACCAUGCUGCCUGCAAGCAAACAUAUCUGAAGCAUCCCUUUCCACCCCGGCGUGACGUAAAGCCUCUUAAAAGUCAUUAUUUUGACUGAGUUUAUGCACUUACGAACCUGGAAUCUUCUAAGAAGCUUCAGUUGCUUUGAAGAAGUUUAACUGCGACCAGAUCUUAACAAUAACUGAUGGAUAUACAGCAGAUAGAUGCGAUUAGCUUUAACAAAUGGCACUGUCGGUGUUUACAGAUACACUUAAUUAUAUUCAAUCCGUUUUAUGAAUAUGUAUACACACACAGUAUUUCCACUUACUAAAGGAAUCAGUCAUGUACCCAAAAGGCGAAGUUAUUUAUUAAAACUAAAGUCUGGUUUCAUGACGCCAUUAGACGCUUUUAAAGAGACAUGCACUUGUUUUUUGUUAUUUGUAUUAAUGAACUGGAAAAUUGUGAUCUUUGUCCUGUUUGAAACUUUUGCGGGAAUAGUUCAGGAAGAGCACUGUGAUAUGGACAAAAUACAA
This is a messenger RNA of Carassius auratus (goldfish), 2248 nucleotides long. RefSeq names its product antizyme inhibitor 1a (gene azin1a). Gene Ontology annotation, molecular function: ornithine decarboxylase activator activity; ornithine decarboxylase activity. Gene Ontology annotation, cellular component: cytoplasm. NCBI's taxonomy places the organism in Eukaryota, Metazoa, Chordata, Actinopteri, Cypriniformes, Cyprinidae. The transcript has 12 exons. The coding region runs from base 435 to 1799 and encodes 454 amino acids. Gene Ontology annotation, biological process: positive regulation of polyamine transmembrane transport; negative regulation of protein catabolic process. The record is from RefSeq and is a predicted model, not a curated record.